AUAUUUGUUUGACAGCUCUAAAAAUAGUUCCCCGGACCAGUUUGGCCUUAUCAAGUUCCAGCUGACUUCUACAACUGAUACAGGCAGGGGGGAUUUGUCAGAAACUAGGAAAAAUCGAGGAGUUCUCUCAUCGUGGAUCCCAAUUCAUCUGACCUGAUGGAGGAAACUGUGUUGGAGGAACCUAUCUGUGAAGAAGCCAUAUUGGCUGAAGAAAUCCCAGAGGUGAAGCCCGCAGCAAUGGUGAAUAAGAAUGGUGUGAAAGCGGAGGCUGCUACUGCUAGUGGGGGUGUUGCUAGUGGGGGUGUUGCUAGUGGGGGUGGAGGUGCUGCUAGUGGUUUUAGCGGCACUAAGAUCUUCACCUGGUUCAUGGUUCUGGCUCUGUUGGGGGUGUGGAGCUCCGUGGCCGUGGUGUGGUUAGAUCUGGUGGACUACGACAACGUCAUUGGUAAACUUUCAGCGUAUGACGCAGAUGGCGACGGUGACUUCGAUGUGGAGGACGCCAAAGUACUACUUGGCUUGACCAAAGAGGGCGGUGAAAUUACUAAUGAAAACGCAGAUUCCCUAGAGGAAAUCUUCGGUAUUUUAGCCGAGGAGGGCUCAGAUUGGUUUCACGGCUUCUUCACGUUUCUCUAUGACGUGAUCUCUCCUCCCGUAGAGAAGGUGGAGGAUCCAGAGAGUGAGACAGCAGAGGAGGAGGGUGAUGCUGACGAGAAAGAGGUCAAAACUGCUGCUCCCAAAAAGGAAAUGCUGAAAAAAGAGGACAAGAAAAAAGCUGAGAAUAUUGUAGAGGUUCCCGUUCCAAAAACAGAAAAGACAAAAGGUAGCCUACUCUUUAAUGGUGAUCAGAGUCCUGGAGAGGUGGCUUCUAAAAAGAACAGAACAAAAGGAGUGAAGGAGAGGCCGGUUUCUCUGGUGCAGAAGGAAGCCAAGGAAGAAUCUGCUGUGGAGGAACAAACCGAGCCCAUUGUGAAGAAAGUCAUCCAGACAACAGAGGGGACUGAGGAAGAAGGUCAGCUUCCACCGAACCCAUCACAGGAGCAGCAGGCCCCUGAAGGUGAGAGUCCGGACGCAGUGGGAACUCCAGCCAAAUCAGAAGAUGCAACUGAGGAAUCUUUUGAGGGGAAACUGGCGGUCGAGGCAGGAUCGUUUGAGGCAGAGGCUGCUGUCCAGGUAGAGGAAAGAAAUGCAGAGGACCAACCAGAGGAUAUGCUCAAAUACAAAGCCAAGAAGAAGAAGCCUAAACUCCUGAAUACAUUUGAGAAAACGAUCAAGGCGGAAAUUGACGCGGCUGAGAAGUUACGUAAAAAGGGGAAAGUGGAGGAGGCUGUCCGGGCUUUUGACACUCUAGUUCAGCAGUACCCCCAGAGUCCAAGGUGUCGCUAUGGGAAAGCCCUGGCCGAAGAUGACCUGGCAGAGAAGAUGCGCAGCAACGACAUGCUGCAGAAGGCCCUCAGCACGUACAAGGAGGCGUCAGAGCUGCCCAACGCCACGCCUGACCUCAUCAAGGCCACACUGAAGAAACGGGCCGAGCGUCAGCAGUUCUUAGGUCGUAUGAGGGGUGCCUUAGCCACGUUGGAGAAGCUGGUACAGAUCUUCCCUGAGGACAUGGCCCUGAAGAACGAUCUGGGCGUGGCUCACCUGCUCAUCGGAGACAACAAGAGCGCCAAGAGGGUCUACGAGGAGGUGUUGGCCAUUGCACCAAGUAACGGCUUUGCUAAAGUCCAUUACGGCUUCAUCCUCAAAUCAGAAAAUAAGAUAGCAGAGAGCAUCCCAUUCCUCAGGGAUGGUUUGGAAUCAGGGGACCCUGGCACAGACGACGGCAGAUUUUACUUCCACCUCGGAGACGCUUUGCAAAGAAUGGGAGAUGACAGUGCCUACAAGUGGUAUGAGAGAGGGCACCAGAGAGGUCACUUUGCCUCCGUAUGGCAGCGAUCUCUCUACAAUGUGGACGGUCUCAAAGCCCAGCCAUGGUGGACGCCCAAGGACACUGGCUAUAUGGAUCUAAUCAAGACCCUGGAGAGGAACUGGAGGACCAUUAGGGACGAGGCCCUGUCAGUGAUGGAUAAAACCACCGGCCUCUUUGUUCCAGAAGAGGAGAACCUCAGAGAAAAAGGGGAGUGGGGCCAGUUCACACUCUGGCAGCAAGGCAAGAAGGCAGGGGAGGCCUGCCACAGUGUUCCAAAGACCUGUGGCCUGUUGGAGCGCUACCCAGAGGCAACAGGCUGCAAGAGAGGACAGAUCAAGUUCUCGGUGAUGCAGCCUGGUACUCACGUCUGGCCCCACACGGGGCCCACUAAUUGUCGCCUGCGCAUGCACCUGGGCCUGGUCAUCCCCAAGACAGGCUGCAAGAUCAGGUGCACCAACGACACCAGGGCUUGGGAGGAGGGGAAAGUGCUCAUCUUUGAUGACUCCUUUGAGCACGAGGUGUGGCAGGACGCCGACAGCUACCGGCUCAUCUUCAUCGUGGAUGUGUGGCACCCCGAGCUCACCCAGUACCAACGGCAGACUCUCUCCCCCAUUUAAAGAAUGUACGGUAAAAUGACUGACAGACAGACUGUCACCUACUGGAGUGCUGGGGUUAACACUCAUAAGAACGGAAGGGUCCAUAGUAUCUGGUCUCUGUCUGUCCACACAUUCCUUCACAUUCGGCCAUUUUAGGUCAAAGGUGACAAAUGUGACACUUGCCCUUGCUCAGUCAAGGACUUCAUUUUGGAACCGUCUAGAAGAGUUACUGAAGGCCCUGUCAGAUUGGAAAAAGCCUUAGUGACACUUUGGAACACUGACUGCUAACUGUGGUACUCGCCAACUUGGUUUUUAGACCAAAAUGUGGACUUACGGUAAGGUGUGGGUUUAAUAUCACAUAGGCUGUGUUGUAAAUGUAUCACAAGUGCAUUCUUGUUUUUCAUUAGUCAACCAAAGUGCCAUGUGUCUGAAACAUACCUAACAUACAAACGGUAACUGAACAAAACUUUAGUAUUGCAGCUAGUGAGUUUACUGUUGUAUAGUUACUGAUAUCAUUUCUUAAAGAGAUCAUUUUCCUGGUUUUUAUCCCAAUCUUAAUCGUUUUCUUUCCUCAAGAAAAGUUAUUUUAUAAUUUUCAUGUUCAAGUCUUCAAAAACGUGAGGUAAGAACACAAAUAAGAUUAGAAUAACACGGAAAACUAUCCCGUUAAGAUGUUGCUAAGCUAGCUAAACCUCUGCUAGCUGUUGUUUCUCUAACACUUGAUUGGUUAUUACACAGCUCUUAUUGCAUGUAAUGGUCAUGCAUUAACUUCAUGUUACUUCCAUAGCUUUAUACAGUAAUCUGCAUCUUACUUUAUUUUGGGGUUCUAUUUUUACAGAUACAGAAAUACAAAUACAGAAACACUGCUUAUUAGGUCAUUCCAUUUCACUCGUAUGAUUUUCGCAUGUCACUUUAGAUUAAUGGAUGGGACAUCACAAUGCCAAGAAUGUUUUUAUUGCAGAAUUAAUAUUGUAAAAAAACAUAUUUUUGUACGCUGACAUAUUUUCAACUGUGCCUUGACCUGGGAGCACACACAGCUCAUUAUACUCAACAGGCUUGUCUUUGUCAUUUAAAGUCCUGCCAAACUCAUGUAUUUACAUUCUUAAAUGUAUCAAAUAUGAACAUUUUGACUGAAGGCAUAUAUUUUGUACAUGCAUAACAUUUGAAUGUUUUAUAAAAUGCUAAUUUACCUGUGUAAAAGUUAGGCAGGAGCAUGUUGAAUGUACACCAGUCUUGUCACACUGCAUUCCAAACCUGGGUCAAAAACAUAUUUCAAAUACUUCCCAAUACUUCAAAUGCGCUUAAUUUAGUUUGCCUUGUACAAUGGAAUAGUCCCUAAGAGGAGAAGUCUGAGCUAAAUAAAGUGCACUACAUAGGCUAUACUUGAGUAUUAGAAAGCAUUUCACCCAGGUCUGCUGCAUUCCAGGUAUAGCAAAGCUGACUAGAAGGGGUCUUUGCUUGACCAAUGUUGAUUUUCAAAAGGAAAAAGAAAUGCCGAAGCAUAUUCUUCUAGAUGUUGUUAUUUAAUCACUCUCUAUGUGCGUUGGUAAUCCGCUUCAUCGCAGCAAUGAAAUCAUGUCCAAAUCAGUCCAGUGGGAUUCUGCUGAGUUCAUGUGCUAUCAGAAUAAUCAAAAACUCAGGACUAAGAAAUUCCUGGCAAGCCCGACUCAUCAUAACUACCUGUUUCAGAUGUCCAAAACCGCUCAUACUGAUCUUACGGGUAGGAAAUACGAGUGGGAAACUGGGGUAACAUCAAUGUACCCCACAUUUCCUACUUCAGAGGAGUAUGUAAACAUAUCAUAAUGCCAUGGGUCGGAGUCAUUUGUUAGGACUAUUGGAUGUCAUCCUGUCUGCCCAAAAAAGGAUGAACUUUUCACCCAAGCGUGGCUGUCUGUCAUGGACAUGGGUGUCUUGGGGUUCUGUUUGGGCUGUGAUAACACAUUCAAGUUAUCCUCCUGGCUUCAAAAUAGUUUCUUAGUUACAAUGGGGUUGUAAAUCAAGCACGUUCACAAAAGCCACAUGGUUUGAGAAUUAUUUCACCUUUUGUGGUACUCUGUUAUGAAUCUAUCACUUUUUGUAGUGUUGAAAUCACUGAACUGUUCCAUCUGUUGUAACUUGGCCUGCCAAGUAAGUAAUGCAUCUUUCAAUUCUAUUUUGUAUGUUGUAAUUAGUUGCACUGAAUAAUUGUAAACUAAAUAGCUUCUUUUCAGUAAAUGAAAAAUGAGGUCAAAAUGGUGUCAAGUGAUCUAAACAUAAACAGAAAGUUGUGUUUAUUUACAUAGGUAGCUUAAUUUAUGUAGUGUAACAAUAAUGUGAUUCAUCUCAUUUGAAAUUAUACUCCGCUGUGUGAUUUUCGAUGACAAAACCUGAACACACACACACGUAAUGAACACAACACAUAACUUAAAAUACAUUUCCUAUACAUUCUUUUAAAGUUGACUUAAAUACAUUUUGGUUCGAUGGAGGUCACACUGAUAGUGCAGUAGCCCUGAUAAAUAUACAAUCUUGAAAUAUAUUGACUUUCAUAGAAAUGACAGCCCCUAAAACAGUAAGAUACAGUAGUUUGGCAUUCUGUUUGCGGGGCUUUUGGACAUUUAACUCGGCCAGUCAGUCUUUCCUAGUGGUACUGUUAAAACAAACAUUAGUUUAAUCAUUCUACUCCUAUCGGCAUUGAUUUGGAUGGCUGGUGACCUAUAGUUUUGCCAGUGAAAGUGGAUGGCACAGCUUUUGAAACUGGCACUGGCUCACAGUCAAGAGAUGAGGUUUUCAGUACAGUAGCUCCAUGUGAACAAGGGUUUAGUCUCUAUUUUGGGUUCGUGCCUGCGUUUUUGACUUUCUCAAAGUUCAGUUUAGGGUUUUGGAGUCAGUGGGGUUGGAAUCCAAAUUAGAGUGCUUUGGAUACAAUGUGGACGGAUCGGAGUGAUCAGUCCAGAGCCAGGAGUGGCUGUGCCGUGUUGUCCCUGUCAGCUUGCCGUAGGGUACCCGGCUCCACGGCUGACUCGGACCUGAGUUAAACAACAACAACAGUAAGAGAUGGUAAUUACUAUCAGCAGUAUAAUGGAGAAGGUUUAGCAGGGACCAGGGUAAUAUUGAUCAAAGAGAGAAUUAGACAUACAGUAUCUGUGGUCAUGAUGCAGUUAUAAUAUAAUACAAGACUAAACAUGGAUCACCCCUCUUAUUAUGUCUAAACACAAACUGAGAACCAACCAUUUGGGGGGGGGGGGGGGGGGGGGUAAUCCAGAUUAGGAAAAUAGCACACUGUUUUAUAUCCUAAAAACACAUUUGACUGCCAAUGGUAAAAUGCAUGACAAAACUCCUCAACUCUCAUAUCCAUGCAUCAACACAAAGCCUCCCUGUGUUGUCUCAUUUAGCUACCAGGAAAUACUCAUAAUAUGCUAGGUUAUGACUAGUCCAUUAAAGAUGAGCUCAACAACCCAGCUCAGGAGGGCAAUCCAAUGGGGAUAAAGCUAGACUAAAUCCCUGAUUCUCUGUGCUGUUUAGAGCACUUUAACGCCAGUGGGGGAGCUUAGCGCUCCACUCCCCUCCCCUCAUCUCCCCCUGUAAGCCCACUGAUUAAAAUCACCAGUAGAUGAAUAUGGAGCCUACCCAGAGCUCUCUCUGCUAAGGAAAGAGACGGUGGCACAAACAUGUCCUUCUGUCUACUGAGAUUUAGAUAUUCCAAAUUUAGCUUGGUUUAAUAUCUUUCAGAUUUGAUAUGAUGGUGAGAUUUGCAUUGCAUUGCAUGAUUACCCAUUCAAAUGUUGCUUGAAAUAUAUACAUUGAGUAUACAAAACAUUAAGAACACAUGCUCGUUCCAUGAUGGACUGACCAGGAAAAUCCAGGUGAAAGCUAUGAUCCCUUAUUGAUGUCACUUCAAUCGGUGUAGAUGAAGAGACAGGUUAAAUAAGGCUUUUUAAGCCUUGAGACAAUUGAGACAUGGAUUGUUUGUGUGCCAUUCAGAGGGUGAAUGGGCAAGACAAACGUGCCAUUGGAAGCACUGGAAUCAACAUGGGCCAGUAUUCCUGUGGAAUACAUUUGACACUUUGUGGAGUCCAUGUCCCAACGUAUUGAGGCUGUUCUAAGGGGUGCAGCUCAAUAUUAGAAAGGGAUUCCUAAUAUUUAGUAUACUUAGUGCACAUGUAUGCAACAUUCAAAAUGAAAUGCUUAUAUGCCAGUGAAAGUUCAUGAUGUAUAGCUUAUGAGCCUUAAUGAAGCCUCCAUAAACCAUUUACCAGGUGUACAUACUGUAUACUGAAAAAAAAUAUUAACCCAACAUGUAAAGUAUUGGACCCAUGUUUAAUGAGCUGAAAUAAAAGAUCUCAGAUA
Oncorhynchus kisutch (coho salmon) is the source of this 6828-nucleotide messenger RNA. RefSeq names its product un-named hu7910. The transcript has 22 exons. NCBI's taxonomy places the organism in Eukaryota, Metazoa, Chordata, Actinopteri, Salmoniformes, Salmonidae. The coding region runs from base 157 to 2523 and encodes 788 amino acids. Gene Ontology annotation, cellular component: endoplasmic reticulum; membrane. Gene Ontology annotation, biological process: peptidyl-aspartic acid hydroxylation. The record is from RefSeq and is a predicted model, not a curated record. Gene Ontology annotation, molecular function: peptidyl-aspartic acid 3-dioxygenase activity; protein binding.